CACUUCUCCACAUUUCCCAUUGCAAGUUUCCAACUUCUUCUUAACACACAAACACCUUCACUUUACCUCAUGCUUCAACUUUUGUUACAAGUCCUUUGAAUCUCCUCCACCCACAAUCUUAAAUUUAUCGGCAUUAUUAACCAAAUGCAUGGAAUUUAAAUAAACAAUCCCACUAUUUAUUUUUCCAAAAGUCCAAAUUCCUCGCAUUUUAAUACUAAGUACUUCGUAUAAACUUAUCAUCAUCAACUCACUCUGUUUUUCUCAUCCCCCGUUUUCAGUUCACUGUAUUUCCUGAUAAGAGCGUGACAAAAAUGACCAGCUCUUUCUAUGAACUGACGAAUAAUCACACAUUUCCGGCACCGGCGCUACAGCAGCGUUACUUUCAUCCACUCCCGAAGCCCGCUGCUUCAACGAGGAAGAUAAACAUGGACAUGUGCACAGAGUGCUUAGGGAACGAAAAUGGCGCCAGAAUUUGCGAAAGCCUCGACGAAUUAUUCUUGCUGCUAGCGGAGAACGAUAAAAAGCCGCGUCCGGCGAGAUUAGCUUCCUCAAACGGCCGGAAUAUCAAGAAGUUGAACCGAACCGGGAGCUUCCCGCCUCCCCUGUCUUCCGUCAGCGGCUGCGGUGGAAUCAAGGUGAAGCCCCGCCGCGAAGGCGGCCGUUUGAUUAUUACGGCCGCAACCACUUGCAGCCCUCUCUUUCAUACGGAAAGGGCCGACGGGCGGCUCAGGCUGUCAUUGCGAAAGGCAGGGGAUUAUGGAUGUUAUAAUAACAAUACUAAUGAUGUUCUUGAUGAUGAAAAUGAGGAAGAUGACUAUGAAGUUGAAGAAAAAGUAGAGGGUGGGGAAGAUAAGGAUGUCCCUGCCGGCAGCGACGAGGUUGUUCCAAAAGGAAAACCGGCGGCGGCGGGAAGUAGGUGCAUGGAGAGUGAGCAGAGCAGUGAGAUGCAGAGCUGGACGGGACAUACGUCGUUCUGUUACGUGGCAAUUUCUUGAAAUGUUAGUUUAUGGGGUUGACCGUAUUGGUGGGUCCCCAUGUGGACUAAGACUCCUAAGAGCACGAAUGCAUUAGGUAUUAAUAAUUUAAUAUAUGUUGUGUUGUAAUUUUUUCGAUCAAAAUAAUCAUUAGAUUAUGUCAUCAUUUAUCAGUACGCUUUAGAUUUAAUUAAUCACGCCUCCUCUAUUAAGCCUCCUUAAAUUAAGGAUUUAAGGAGGCUUCUUUAUUCAUGAACUAUGUAGUACCAAGUAAUAAUAUUGUAAUAGUGGGUACUGUGUGUAUUCAGUCAUUAGUUAGACUUUAAAAAGUGUGAU
Messenger RNA from Cuscuta europaea, 1310 nucleotides. The record is from the annotation of a GenBank genome assembly. Lineage: Eukaryota; Viridiplantae; Streptophyta; Magnoliopsida; Solanales; Convolvulaceae.